Molecule: messenger RNA, 1781 nt
Organism: Cherax quadricarinatus
Lineage: Eukaryota; Metazoa; Arthropoda; Malacostraca; Decapoda; Parastacidae
Source: RefSeq, a predicted model, not a curated record
CAUGGAUAUCUCAUGGAGAGGCGUCUUGCUCCUCUCUGUGAGAAUUGCCAAGCUCCAUUAUCAGUCAGCCACGUUCUGUUGGACUUCCCACUUUAUCAACGAGCACUCAUAAUUUACCUCUGUCGUCGUCUUCGCUCCGCUGCUCUCUCUUUACCUUCCCUUCUUGCUGAUGGACCCACCUUUCAUCCGGACUCUCUCAUUGACUUUUUGACAACAACUGACUUACUUCACAAAUUCUGAUACCUUCAGCCCUUUCUACUUCAAUCUCUUGCUACCCUCUACCCCCGUACUAUCCCCUGCCCAGCUGUUUUCUGUAACCUGCUGAUCAUCCCUCCUCCCUUCUGCCAUCCAAUACCCUCGCUUCCUUCCCUACCCUGCAGCGCUGUAUAGCCCUUGUGGCUUAGCGCUUCUUUUUUUAUUAUAAUAAUAAUUAGCGCUUCUUUUUGAUUAUAAUAAUAAUAAUUGGGGGGCCCAAGACUGUUCAACUGCCUCCUAGCAUACAUAAGGGGGAUUACCAAUAGACCCCUGGUUGUCUUCAAGAGGGAGCUGGACAGGCACGUAAAGUCAGUACCUAACCAGCUGGGCUGUGGUUCAUAUGUUGAUUUGUGUGCAGCCAGCAGUAACAGCCAGGUUGAUCAGACCCUGAUCCACCACAAGGCCUGGUCAAGUCCUGGCCAUGGGGGUGUUGACUCCCAGAACAUUCUCCAGUUAUACUCCAGAUAUGCCCAUCAAUAUCAUAUUACCUCCUUCCAUAAUUAUGUCUAUCCAUAUCAUAUUACCUCCUUCCUUUAUGUUUUUCGAGAAGAUUAAUUCAAGGAUAUCCAACAGAGUUGACCAGCAUUUUCAUAGCAAAAUUAUAUGCAAUACUUGUUGCUGUCACUUUGCAACCAUAGCUUCCUUUUCAUUCAUUGUACAGGAGUUUCGGACUCCCAAAGUGCAGUACAAAUUAGUCUGAAUAAAUGUGAAGUCACAGAUUUUUACCAUUUAAUUUUAUCUAUUAAGUGCUGUAUAGAAUACGUAUUAAAAUACUAUUUCUGUUUCAGGUGAAAAAGGCUUAUUACAACUUAUCCAAAACCUAUCAUCCUGACCAGUAUAAAGGAACUGAGGAUGCUUCUGUCAAGUUCCGAGAGAUAACAGAAGCUUAUGAAGUUUUGGGAAACUUUCAAAAGAGGAAGAUGUAUGACAAGGGAUUUUUUAAUAUUUCACCAGCUGCAACUCCAGCUGAAGCAGAGCAGUAUGCAGCAAAACUUUAUAAAUCACAAAGAAAGAAAAACAGUUCUCCAAUUACAAUGGGACAUACUCCUAUUUUUAACUUUGAUGAAUGGUCAAAGGCUCAUUAUGAUUUUAAUCGUGAGAGAAGAGAGGGUGCAAAAAUUCGACAUAAAAUAUAUCAGGAGAGGAAGUUAGCACGUAUUGAAAGGGCAAAAACAGACUCAGUUGUUGCACUAUUUUUGCUUGGAGUAAUUUUUUACAUGCUUUACAUGAUGCGUCACAAUGAGUAUGAUACUAGUAAAGAUAAAGGGACUGAAUCUCAGCUACUGGCCUCACCUCUUCACUGGCUGCAAAUGGGUUCUCUCUCUCCUGGCUUCGAGAGCCUUAUGUCAUUCCUCCUCCAGGUCUUGGAGGAGGAACGACUCCGGCAGGAGGCCUUGCAGGAGCAACUCCGGCAGGAGGCCUUGGAGGAGCAACUCCAGCCUCAAACCUUGGAGGAACAAAUCUUGAUUUCUAUCUCUCGUUCUAUGUGCACAUAUAUGUGUAAAGAUGGUCAACCUGUGGCAUAA